GAAACAUUCUCUCGUAAGCCGCGCCUGCCUAACGUGCGCAACGUCAACGAUAAGAUAUAAUAGUAUAGUUUUCUAUGUAUGUUUAUAUAUAUGUGUAUUGAAAUCUGUGUGUGUGAUAUCACUAUAGAGCUCUGUAAUAUAUACGAUUUUGUAUAAAUUCGCGCUCGAUCAAAAUCACCGUGGUUUGGUAAAAAAAAACGUGAAGGAAGGACGACAAGUUGUCGAGUUUUUAAAAAUAUAUAUUAUCUCAAGUACAAUUAAACGUCCGUUAAGACAAGCGUCAUUCAGUGGCGUCAUCCGGUGAUAAAGAUCCGUCAGAGAAGAGACGAAAUGCGGGACGAAAUCGUUAUAAACGGCUAGUGCUAUUGAUUGACUGUGCGAUUGGUUAAACUAGAAUUACAUGCAAGUAUGGCUGCUCUGCCGUCACCCACACAGGUGGCUGGAAGCCAUGAAGCGAUUUAUGAGGCCUACUACAACCAGGCGGAUCCGAAAGGAUGUGGAAGAAUUGAGGCGAUGGAUGCAGCGAGAUUUCUUAAAAAGUCCCAGCUGAGUGAUGUAAUACUCAGCAAAAUUUGGGACAUGGCUGAUCCCCAGUCUAGGGGUUCACUUGACAAGACGGGCAUGUUUGUCGCCCUUAAAUUAUGUGCCUUUGCUCAGGCUGGACGCGAAUUAAACAUCGCCAAUUUGAGUCAAGAUAUACCUCCACCGAAGAUGGGUGACAUCAAACCAGUAGUCAAAAAAACACCGGCUGUUCCUCCCCCACCUGUUAUUUCAGCAGUCAACAGUAGCGACUGGUCGAUAAAACCGCAUGAACGCAUUAAAUACGAUCGUUUAUUUGAUGAUUUACACCCCACAAAUGGUUACAUACCGGGUAAUCAAGUUAAAGGCCUGUUAAUGGACAGCAAACUGCCAAUGGAAACGCUAGGAAAAAUAUGGGAUCUUGCUGAUAUUGACAAAGAUGGAAUGCUUGAUAGGCAUGAAUUUGUCGUCGCAAUGCAUUUGGUUUAUAAAGCCUUGGAAAAGCAUGCAAUUCCAAGUGUCCUGCCACCGGAAUUGAUGCCAGCGGGAAAGAGAAAAGACGCUCCUCUUAUCGCUGAUUUACCUGCUCCAGCGAUGGUAGCUGCACCUAUACCACCUAUUCCACCGCUACCAAAUGUAUCUGCGAUCAAUAAUUUAGUGGGUCUGCAGUCUGUCAAGCCUCCACCGCAGCAACAGCAUGUGCAGUGGGUCGUUUCAGUUGAGGAUCAAGCUGCUGCUGAUAAAUUAUUUUUACAAGCUGACAUGGAUAUGGACGGGUUUGUCUCAGGUACUGAGAUCAAAGACGUGUUUCUUCAGAGUGGACUUCCGCAAACUAUACUCGCUCAUAUAUGGGCUCUUUGUGAUUUGGGUCAGAGUGGCAAGCUUAACAAAGAACAAUUUGCUCUCUCGAUGUGGCUCAUAAAACAAAAGUUAAGAGGAAUCGAUCCUCCUACUGCACUCACGCCUGAAAUGAUACCUCCGUCUUUAAGAAAAUUCACUGACGGUGGAGUAGCGGAAAACAAUAACGUUCCUACUUAUUCAAACCCCGAACUCGAUAUGAUAAGUAAAGAUAUUGCUGACUUAGCUCGUGAAAGACGUCUAAUGGAACAAGAUAUUGCACAAAAAGAAGCAGAUAUUAAGAUUAAAAAUGGUGAAAUAAAAAGCCUACAGAGUGAAUUAGACACGUUAGCUGCAACUUUGAAACAAUUAGAAAACCAACGAGGAGAGGCACAAAAGCGACUGAAUGAUUUGAAAGCACAGAGGGCUGACGUAGAAAAAGAAUUGAACGAAGUCGAACAAGAAAUCCGUGUACAGCAGGAAAAGGUGGAUAAAUUGCGUCAGCAAGCAGAAGAACAAGAGUCAGUUUUAAAAACACAAGAAGACGAGCUUAAUAGUAAGCGACAAGAAUUAGAAGGACUUCGUCAAGAAGAACAGCAACUUGAGCAGCAACAGAAUACGAGUAGAGAUCAAUUAAAUGAGUUGACUAAAAACCUACAAAAUACUCAGCUCCAAAUAAGUCAAGCGAAAGCCAAAAUAACGCAUUUGGAGGAACAACAACGACAAAUGACUGAUGUAAUCGCGAUUUAUGACUCAGCCUUAGCAGCAGGAGAUCCAAAUCUCGUUCCGGAUACUAGUCUACAAUUUAAUCCGGAAAUAAAUGCACCUGAAUUUGAAAACGAAAGUUUGACAAAAUUGAAUGGUUUGGAUAACGAAAGUCAAGGAACUAAGGCUGUAAAUUCGUUUAUAGGGAUGAAUGGAUCAUCCGAUGGUUUUGAAAAUCAAAAUGAUCCAUUUACGUCCAAUAAAGCAAAAGAAGCAUUUGGAAAUAGUGAAGGUGAUCCAUUUACUAAUUUCGACGGAAGGAGAAUAUCUUCUGGGUUUGCUAGUGAUCCAUUUGCUGCGAAAGGCAAAGAAGAUUCUUAUGAUCCAUUUGGUGACAAUAAGAGAAAUGAAAAACCUGCUAUGGAAACUGCAAAAGAUCCAUUUGGAGAUGAUCCCUUCGCAAACCUUCACGCGCCAACUCGUGCUGAAAGUCCGAGUCCUGCUCUCCCACCCAAAAAAGCUAAACAACCACCACCAAGACCUGCACCUCCUCGGCCAGCUAGUGGCCCGACAGGCCCCCUCCGAGCAGCACCUGUUCCUCCCACGCCUUCACCGACACCUGAUCCAUUUUCAAACUCCAAUUCAGAUCCAUUCGCUGCUCAAAAUGACAACAACAAUGGAAACACUGGCUUCGGAUCAACUGCUACUGGAUUUGCAGACUUUGCAAAUUUCGACGCUAAGCCGGAUUUACAACCCACUCGUACGGCACCAGCGAGGCCAAUAAGCAGACCACGUGCUACACCAACGCCAACUCAAAAGCUACCCGACUUUACGGAGGAUCCAUUUAGAGACUACCGAUACGAAGAUCCAUUCGAGAUUGCAGAUCCAUUCGCCGACGAAGAUGACGCUAAUGCUAAUAAGAAGAGUCAAGGAAACAUCAACACCAACGGCCGUAAACUUGAUCCAUUUGGAUUCGAGACAACAGCAACACCUGGAAAUAAUUCUUUUGCGAACAAGGAUCCCUUUGAAAAGGGCUUUGACUCCGACUUUUCAAAGGCUUUUUCUUCAAUAAAAGAAAAUACUGAUAAAGUGGAUAAUUUUAUGACUGACACGAAAAACAAUUCAUUCAAAAGCAUAAAUGAAUUUGACUUUUCAAAUAAUAGUAUCACUGAGACAACGAGGCCCAUUAACAAACCAAUUAAUUUUGACGAAGCUUUUGCACCAAGAAAAAAUGAUAAAAAUAUAAAUUACUCAGACCGAAAUACCGCUCAGGUAUUCGAAGACAUGUUUACUAAUGAUAAUACUCACAUAAAUAAAAACAAUAACGGAAAUGCUACAUGGAACGGGCGAAAUAAUGUGUCGAAGGUACUCUCAGAACAACAACAACUCGCUUGGGCGUCGCAACAAAGCUUGCGUGCAGAAGAGGAGCGGUCUCGGCGCAAAGCUCAAGAGGAAGCUGAUUUUGCUUACGCGAUUGAGCUCAGCAAGCAGGAAAACGCUGGCAAGUUUUAAAUUUAAAUAAACAAAAACUAAAGAUAACUUGAAUUUAAAUAAUUGAAGCGAGUUGGUGCUCAAUGAAACAACAAUUGUUAACAAUAUUUAGCAUAAUAACGAACUUUUACUCGUCUAUUUAUUAUAAUACGACGAAAAUAAGAUAAUGCGCGUGGCAUGUUGUACUGUCUCUUUUGCCUUCAACCAGUAUUUAUUCUGUAUUACGCGCCACACGAAUCCUAAAUUUAAUUUACUUCAAUUCUUAUAUAUAUGCCUUCCCAAACAAAUAAUAUUAAUAAAAUAUAUGAUAAUAUAAUAUUAAAAAAUUAUAAGCACAGACUAUAACGCAUUAUACAAAAAAUGAUAAAUGUGAAUGUAGCAGACAUCAGAAAAAUUUUAAAUUAUUAAUAAACAGAAUAAAUAAUCAUAAAAUGAUAUUUUAAAAAAUGCGCUUUUUUUUUUUUAAUUUUAUUUUCUGAUUAUUUAUUCUGUUUAUUAAUAAUUUGCAAUUUUUCUGAUGUCUGCUACAUUCACUCAUAAAAAAUGAUAGAAAAAAAAGUUAUGUUAUUUUAAAUAUAUAAAAAAAUAAUACAAUUAAAGAGUAUCAUUGUGUUUGAUUAGUUAGUAAGGUAUGCGUAUAAACUUCAUAUCAGAUAACGUAAAGUACGUAACGAGCAAUAGUUCAAUAACGUUACUUACCAAAAUAUUAAAAUUAAUCACUUGUUUAAAAGUAUACAAAAGUUUAAUGAAAACCCUCAGAUUUUUUACUUUAAGUUUGUUCGUGUAUUGCUCGAUACGUUCCAAAGACUACGGUGUUCAAGUUUAAAAUAUAAUUAAAAAACCAUUGAAUCACAAGUAAAUAGUCUAUUUGGAAAAGUUAAUUGUGCGUAUUUUUGAGUUAAAUGUUAUCUAUAACUGUUACUCAAUCAUUUUUAUUUUUUGCGAUUAUUGCUACGUACAUGUGUAUAACUUUUUGAUGUAUAUAUUCUCUUCGUUAUACUUCAGUCAUUCUUAAAUAAUUACUUUCAUUAUUAAGACGAUUAAUCAUUGUUACGUAUUAUCUUUUAACAUUUACAUUUAAUAUUUCCUUUUUUUUUUUUUUAAUUAUCUUUUUUUUUAUUCAUUCAAAAUUACAUAGAAAAUAAUUUCUUGGAGUAUGAGAAAUUUUUUCUGCAUGAAAUGAAGACAAAAAUUUUUUACGUCAAGAAAUUUUUUUUUUUCUGCGUGGGUAAUCGUCACUUUCAUAUUACGUACUAAUAUAUUUUAAUUUAAAAUCUCUGUAUAUAUCGGAGUUUCCUUACAAUUGAGAUUAUCAUGAAAAAAAAAAAAAAAAAAAAAAAAAAAAAAAAAAAAAAAAUAGUAAUAACAAGAUUCGUUAUUUGAAAGAAAAUAAUUCUUUUUUUUGCUUUGUAAAAAAAAUUAAUUUUAUCUUAAUGAAAAGCUUAUUAAGGAAAAUGCCGUAGGUAUGAAAAAAUAGAGUAAAACCGCUGAACUACUUUACAAUAAGAUUAAAUAUUAUACAAUUUAUUGCAAAGUAGCAUUAAGCUGUUUUACAAUUUAUUACAUCAAUAUUUAUUUAUUAUUUUGUUUUUUAAUUUUAUUAUUUAAGCCAAUAAAAAUAUUUACUCGCAUAAUUGAAAUACCUGGUCAGGUAAAAAACAUUAUUAUUAUUACUAUUAUAAAUUUUUUUGUUUUCACAACGAAUAAAUUUAAUGCGAUUCUCUUUAAGUAUAAUUUAUUUUAUUGAAAUUCUUUAUAAAAUGGUCGAAGCGAGUACAUAGACAAUAGCUGAUGAAAUAAAUAUAUCUAUUCAUGUAUGAACGAAUAGUUUACAGUGAAAGAGAUAUAAUAUAUGUUACAAAUGAUAAUAAUAAAAACAAUACAAAAUAAAAUAUAUAAAAAAAAAAAACAAUAAAUAAUAUGCAUAUUAAUUAUGAGUAAAAAUGGCAUUUAAUAGUAUAUUGUGUGACAAGGGAUGAAACAAAAUGAUUUCAGACCAGAGUGAAGUUGGCUGACAUCACCCGCAGUUUGAAAUCGUGUUAUAUCUUUAGUUACAUACUAUAUUUUUCAUGAUUACCUGCAUUGUAACUUGAAGUUUCAGUGUUAGCAGCCAGUCAGAAACGAGUUAAUGUUAAACCAACUAAUAAAUUGUCAUCUGUGUGAUCAAUUAAUAAAUUGUCAUCUGCAAUUUAUAAUUAAGAAACUAUAAAUAAUAUUUAUUAUUCUUACUAAUUUUUAUAAAACAAUCACAAAGUGAUAACUGUCAUUAACGCAAUAUAUUACACACCUAGGGCGGAAAGUAGAACAUUCUAACCCGUGUGUAUAGUGUCUUACUUUUCUUCGUGGUGUGCAUGAUUUUUCACCAGGCCUACACUCAAAAGUUUACAUUCCUGCCCGGUUUAGAAGAAAGUCGUUCUUUUCUUUUAUGAGAAAAGAAAUUUUAAAAACUAGCGCAUGCGCAAUUCUCACAAGAAACAAAAAUUUUAACUUUCAGGCGCAGGUCUGGUAAAAAAUUGUAUGCACACCAAGGUAGGGUUCGCUUUUGGCUUGGUAGGUAAUUAUACACGCUUGGAAUGUCCUACUUUUCACUCUAGGUGUGUAAUGUACUACCAGACCUGCAUCUGAAAGUUUAAAUUUUUUGCCUAUGGGAAGAAUAGCGCACGCGCUAAUUUUUAUCGUUAAAGAAAAGAAUGACUUUCUUCCCUUUAAACAGGGCAGAAAUUUAAACUUUCGUCAUAGGUAUGGUGAAAAUAAAAUAAAUGGUUUGAAAUUACUUAUAAACAAAUGACAAGUCAAAGUUUAAAUUGUGAAAGCCUUCAGUCAUCAGGCAGAAACAUUAAUUGGACUGAAAUUGUCUUCUUUUGACUGGUUGUCGAAGCACCGAAACUAGAAGUUUCGAUGCUGGUAUGAAAAUAUAUAAAAACAUUUAAUUUAAAAUAAAUGCAUGAAUGGAAAAAAGCGUGAGAGCGAGUAUGGUGCCUAUUUAAGAGCACAAGAAAUGAGAUUAUUAGUACUAGUAGUGUGUUACGUUACCAAUGUAUAUAUAUAUAAACAAAUUCAAAACGAAAUUAUAAAAUGGUACAUAUUAAUUAAUUAAUUAACCGUCAUCCAAUCGCGAAAAAAUUCAAACGACGUUAUCUUGAAUGAUCAUUAAUAUUUCAUAACUCAAAAAAUAUACCACAUAAAUAAUUUUAACUGUUAAUUAAAAACAAGACAAAUAAAUUAUUGAAAUAAUAAUCGCAGGAUUGUGCAGAAUUCAUAAAAAAUACUAAGGCGAUUUUUUUCUGUGUGCAUGCAUUUAGUUAUUUAGUCGCAGUUUAAUGCUAAUAAAAAUCGCAAUAAUAAUAAUGAUAAUGAUAAUAACCAUACAAGGUAUAAACUUAAAGAUACAUCAUUAUAUACAUAUAUAUAUCGUUCUCAUACACUUAUUAAAAUUUCCAAGCGCUUAAAUUAAAUUUUAAGAGAAACAAAGAUAAAAAGAUCGCCGAGUUGAAUUUACUCAUGUAUUUUGAGAAUAUAUUGUUGAUUAAACG
Microplitis demolitor is the source of this 7085-nucleotide messenger RNA. RefSeq names its product epidermal growth factor receptor substrate 15 (gene Eps-15). Bases 409 to 3573 code for a protein of 1054 amino acids. Gene Ontology annotation, biological process: endocytosis; endosomal transport. The transcript has 13 exons. Gene Ontology annotation, molecular function: cadherin binding; calcium ion binding. Gene Ontology annotation, cellular component: cytoplasm; plasma membrane; clathrin coat of coated pit. The record is from RefSeq and is a predicted model, not a curated record. Lineage: Eukaryota; Metazoa; Arthropoda; Insecta; Hymenoptera; Braconidae.